AUAAGCUCAAGUUCUUAUAGAACAGUUUACUGUGAAAUUGUAAAUAAUUUUGAUUUAGGCAAAAUGCAUUCUCUUGUUAAUGUUGGGAAGCGGUUUCAUAUCCAUAAGUUGUGCCAGAGUGUCUGGUCUGACUUGAUAAGUGGUAAAGUUCAAACAGUUAAGUUAGCCAGGUGCUCUUUGCCUCCUAUUUUUAAUUAUAGAUGCGAUGGAAGACAAAGACUUUUUAAUUUUAAGAUGAAGCCACUCAGGGAUGGCUCUGUUCUCUUCAGUAACACAUAUUGUCCUGUAAACACUGUGCUGUGUACAAGAUUAUUUAGCACAACAUGUGUAUUAUCAAAGAAAAAGAAAAAUAAAACUCUGAGAGCAGUUCAAGACCAAGAAGAAUCAGAGGCACAGAUUGAUGACAGUGUUCUAGUAGACCCAGCAUUUGAUGCUUGGAGGAGUGAUUCAGAUAUCCUCGGCUUUAUUAGCUCCCAUGAAAACUAUAGAUUUGACAUGGGAGUCUUAGUGUUGCAACCAUGGGUGAAAUGGGGCCCUCACAUGAAAACGACGACUACCCCUGAAAUGAUGUUAGACGAAGCAGCCGCUUUGAUUGCUACGUUGCCAGGAGUUCGUGUUGUCCAUAAGGAGGUCGUCCCUAUUCGUAGUAUGGAUUCAAAAGUGGUAUUUGGCUCUGGAACUUUAGACCGUUUAGUGUCCUUAGCACGGUCUUCAGAAGAAAUUACUUCUAUUUUUAUUAGUAUUGAUAUGCUGAAAAAAGUUCAGGUGGAAUCUCUACAACAAGCCUUUGGUUUGAAAGUGGUGGAUCGCUAUUCUGUGGUUUUGGGGAUUUUCCGACAUCAUGCUCGCACAAAAGAAGCAAAAUUGCAAGUUGCACUUGCAGAAUUACCUUACAUCAAGAAGCGAUUAGAGUUUUAUGGAGACAAGGAGAAAAUGAUGAUGAUGAAUCGAGAGAAACGCCUUCGUACUACUCUUGAUUCUAUUGCUAGUAAUCGUGCUCACAUUAGACAGAAUCGAAAGAAAUCUGAUAUUCCAACUAUUGCUGUAGUUGGCUACACAAAUGCAGGAAAAACCUCUUUAAUUCGAGCUAUCACUGGUGAUAAAAGAGCAGAAGGAAAGAAUCAACUAUUUGCAACUCUUGAUGUUACAGCCCACGGGGGCCAACUUCCAUGUGGUGUUGACAUGAUUUUAAUUGAUACUGUUGGAUUCAUACAGGAAAUUCCUACAGAUUUAAUAGCUUCAUUCAGAGCCACUCUUGAAGAUGCCAUUUGUGCAGACGUUGUGGUCCAUGUUCGAGAUGCCAACCAUCCAGAUUAUGAUUUGCAAGGCAUAAUAGUUGAGAAAACUUUAUCAUCUUUGCCACUCCCAAAAAAUACACCUGUAAUUACUAUAGCCAACAAGGUAGACUUAGUAACUGAUAAGUCCCUUGAAAAAUUUGGUGGAAUACAGUUAGUGUCCUGCACAACUGGUCAAGGUUUGGAGGACUUAAUGGCAGAAAUUGAAAGUCAGGUUCUUAAGGUUACAGGACGAAAGUUUUGGCGUUUCACUCUCCCAACUGGCUCAGAUGAAAUUAGCUGGCUCCGAAAGGCUACAGGUUUAGUGUCACAAGAGAUGGACGAAGAAGAUCCUCAGGUAACACGUGUAGUGGCAGUGAUGACUGACCAAGAAAUGGCUGCAUAUAAAAGAAACUUCAGAAAAUGAAUGGGUUCAGUUAGUAGGUAAGAUUUUUGAAAGGAGAUUCUAUGUAUUACUGAAGACAUUAUCAGUGUAAAUUUUAGACAUUACAUGUUCCAUCUCUUUGUUGAAACUAUUUCGUGUUCAAGUGCUUUUACAAAAAUACCUCUUAUGUGUCAUUUUUCAAGAUCUGUAUACAAUGUUGGUAAAGACAUUUAGAAAUAUUGUAAGUAUUUUUACAGAAAUGAAGUAGUAUUUUUGGUUGAGAAGCGUCAAAAAGUUUCCAUGAGAUUUUAAUAAUUUAUAGAGGUAAAUCUACAACUUUUGUAUUGAGAAUUCAGGGAUUUUUAUCAUUUUUUUUUUCAUAUGUGAAUGUUUUGACAAAAACAGACCUGAAAAUCAUUUACAGCUACUUAUAUGUACAGUUUUUCAAUUUAGUGUUUGUACAGAAAUAAAACACUACUGUAUAUACAUGA
This is a messenger RNA of Macrobrachium nipponense, 2150 nucleotides long. RefSeq names its product putative GTP-binding protein 6. The coding region runs from base 64 to 1701 and encodes 545 amino acids. Gene Ontology annotation, molecular function: GTP binding; ribosome binding. The record is from RefSeq and is a predicted model, not a curated record. Gene Ontology annotation, cellular component: cytoplasm. The transcript is spliced from 8 exons. NCBI's taxonomy places the organism in Eukaryota, Metazoa, Arthropoda, Malacostraca, Decapoda, Palaemonidae.